This is a messenger RNA of Plasmodium yoelii, 939 nucleotides long. Its product is annotated as PIR protein. The transcript is spliced from 3 exons. The record is from RefSeq and is a predicted model, not a curated record. NCBI's taxonomy places the organism in Eukaryota, Apicomplexa, Aconoidasida, Haemosporida, Plasmodiidae. The coding region runs from base 1 to 939 and encodes 312 amino acids.
AUGGAUUAUACCCUGUGUAUGAGGUUUAAUAACUUGAGAACCUAUUUACCCGAUGAUUUAAGCACAGCUAAAAAUAGUGAUAUUCAUAAAUUAGGGAAUAUUAAGAAUUAUUGCUCUAAUGGAAAAUCAGAUGGAACAGGAUGUAAGAAUGAUCUUGAUAAGAUAAAUGGUGCUUGUCUAUGGUUGUUCGAUCAAUUACUUUUGAAAAAUAAAUAUAAUAUCAACAUGGCUGAAUACAUUAUUAUAUGGUUAAGCUAUAUGUUAAACCUAAAAAAUGAUCAAAAAAUCAAGAAUUUUAAUGACUUUUAUACUAAUUAUAUAGAAAAUAAUACGUAUUAUACUAAUUGUGAUAAUGCUGGUAAAGAUUGUAGUGACUCAUUACAAAAAAUAACAGGAUACACAAAUUAUAAGGAUAUCAUAGAUAAAAAAAAGGAAUUGAUGAGUAUUAAUUGGGAGUAUAGGUCUAAAUUUUAUGAUGCAUUUAAAUCAUUAUGUAACAUGUAUACUGAACUUCUUGCAGAAAACUCAAAAUGUGAGAAAUGUUUAGAAAAUGCUAAUGAAUUUGUUAAAACAUAUGAUGAACUUAACAAAAAUCCUAAUAUUAAUAAAGAUAGUCUCUAUUAUCAAGUAUUGUCUACAUUAUCAAAUGAUUAUAAUAAUUUUAAAAAUUAUUGUAAUAUGAAUGAUGUUGAUUGUAGCGAUAUCCCGCCACUUCCAGAUAUAAAAACAGCACAAAAUCCUGUACAAAGUUCUGAACCGAGUCCUGAACUGAGUUCUGAAGUUACAUCAUCAAGUUCGUCGAUAACAAACAAAUUAAUUCCAGUUUUAUCGAUAAUUGUUGCAAUACCAAUAUUCUUGGGAAUUUUUUAUAAGUAUUCGUUAUUUGGAUUUCGGAAACGAACCCAAAAACAACAUUUAAGAAAAAAACUAAAAAAAUAA